AUGGGGGGUCUGAAGCGCCUGGCGUCGCUCGCGCGCGGGUUCGCCGCGAAGGCGGUGAACGGUCCGGGGACGCCGGCGCCGCCCGGGGGUUUCAAGCACCCUCCCGUGCCCGACAGCCUCGAGGGUGCGCUCGGCGUGCAGCGCAUAAUCGCCGUCGCGUCCGGCAAAGGCGGCGUCGGGAAGUCCACGACCGCGGUCAACCUCGCGUGCGCGGCGGCGUCGUCGUUGGGCCUGCGCGUCGGCAUCCUAGACGCGGACGUCUUCGGUCCCUCGGUGCCCAUACUCAUGAACCUCGCGUCUUCAGGGACGCCGGCGAUCGACAAAGAGAACAGGAUGCUCCCGCUGGAGAACUACGGCGUGAAGUGCAUGUCCAUGGGGUUUCUGAUCGCGGAGCAGAGCGCCGCGGUGUGGCGAGGGCCGAUGGUCAUGGGCGCUCUCGGGAAGAUGAUCAGGGAGACGAAAUGGCAUCCGCUCGACGUCCUGUUCGUGGACAUGCCCCCCGGGACCGGGGACGCGCAGAUCAGCAUCUCGCAGCGGCUGCCUUUAACCGGCGCGGUGAUCGUGUCCACGCCGCAGGAGAUCGCGCUCGCGGACGCGCGACGCGGGGUGAACAUGUAUUCGAAGGUGAACACGCCGAUACUCGGUUUCGUGGAGAACAUGAGUUACUACGCGCCGCCCGGGUCCGAAGACGACGCGUCCGCUCGAGCGUACAUCUUCGGGAAAGGCGGGGUGAAGCACACCGCGGAGGCGAUGGGCGUCGAGCUCUUAGCCGAGGUCCCGUUGGAUCAGCGCAUUCGCGAGAGGUCGGACGAGGGGAGGCCGAUCGCGGUGUCGGACCCGGAGAGCGCGGCGGGGAGGUUAUACGCCGCCGUCGCGAGGCGGUUGAUCGAAAAGACGACGCCGUUCGUGGACGAGGGAGGGGGGUAG
Micromonas pusilla CCMP1545 is the source of this 927-nucleotide messenger RNA. RefSeq lists its product as uncharacterized. Gene Ontology annotation, biological process: mitochondrial respiratory chain complex I assembly; iron-sulfur cluster assembly. The record is from RefSeq and is a predicted model, not a curated record. Gene Ontology annotation, molecular function: ATP-dependent FeS chaperone activity; ATP binding; 4 iron, 4 sulfur cluster binding. The coding region runs from base 1 to 927 and encodes 308 amino acids. The transcript has 2 exons. Lineage: Eukaryota; Viridiplantae; Chlorophyta; Mamiellophyceae; Mamiellales; Mamiellaceae. Gene Ontology annotation, cellular component: mitochondrion.